AAACAAGCUCGGCGAAAAGGCUGCGGCAACUGUACGACAUCUAUGACAGCCCUAACAACCCCGACUCCGGUGGCUUUAGUUGCAUCUUAGAUUUGCAUUUCUUCUAGACUUCCCUGUAGAGAUCACGCCCAAAGGUGUAUCGAAGGCUUUGGAAUCACUGGCGAUCCAAAAAUUGCCUCCCAAUUACCCCGAUAUUCAGUUCGUUCCGAUCGAGUUCCUCUCCACGAUAGUCGCCUACGCUUUCUUUCUUCCCACAAAGAAAACAAACAGCCACAAUGGCAUCUCUCCGCUCUACCACUAGGCUUUUCGCCUCUGCGCGGCCAUCCGCUGCGCUCAGGAAGCCAGCGAUGGUUUCUGUUCGCUCUAUGGCCUCGGUCGGCGAGUCUGAGUCCAAGAUGAAGACUUUCCAAAUCUACCGUUGGGACCCGAGCCAGCCGUCCGAGAAGCCACGAAUGCAGACCUACACUCUCGACCUCAACAAGACCGGACCCAUGGUUCUCGACGCUCUGGUCAGGAUCAAGAACGAGCUGGACCCGACCUUGACUUUUCGCCGAAGCUGCAGGGAGGGUAUUUGCGGAAGCUGCGCCAUGAACAUCAACGGAACCAACACUCUGGCAUGCUUGUGCCGUAUUCCCACCGAAGUUUCUGCCGAAGUCAAGAUCUACCCGCUACCGCACACCUACGUGGUCAAGGACUUGGUUCCUGACCUGACACACUUCUACAAGCAGUACAGGUCGAUCAAGCCUUACCUGCAGAGGGAUGAGCCUUCACCUGACGGAAAGGAGUACCGCCAAUCCAAGGAGGAUAGGAGAAAGCUCGACGGUCUCUACGAGUGCAUUCUCUGCGCAUGCUGCUCGACCUCCUGCCCGUCGUACUGGUGGAACUCGGAGGAGUACCUUGGUCCCGCCAUCCUCCUCCAGUCGUACAGGUGGCUUGCCGAUUCUCGUGACCAGCGCAAGGUUGAGCGUCGCCAGGCACUCGAUAACUCCAUGAGCCUGUACCGUUGCCACACCAUUCUCAACUGCACAAGGACCUGCCCGAAGGGUCUUAACCCGGCCAAGGCUAUCGCCGAGAUCAAGAAGGAGAUGGCUUUCGCAUGAGGUGUGUGAGUACGACGGUGAUAGAGAUUGCGUUUGGGGGUGGAAAACAAAACUGCUACAUCCAGUGUUUUAUAGGCCUUGCUUUUAGUUCUCCUUGGUUUAUAAGUGUUACCGGAGUUGGUGUUAAUACUAGUAUAACCCUGUUACCCUAGCUGAAUUCGAGCUGUUCCAUUGAGUCCAAC
Pyricularia grisea is the source of this 1282-nucleotide messenger RNA. RefSeq lists its product as uncharacterized. Gene Ontology annotation, cellular component: mitochondrial membrane. Bases 276 to 1100 code for a protein of 274 amino acids. Gene Ontology annotation, molecular function: 2 iron, 2 sulfur cluster binding; electron transfer activity. Lineage: Eukaryota; Fungi; Ascomycota; Sordariomycetes; Magnaporthales; Pyriculariaceae. Gene Ontology annotation, biological process: aerobic respiration; respiratory electron transport chain; tricarboxylic acid cycle. The transcript is spliced from 4 exons. The record is from RefSeq and is a predicted model, not a curated record.